CACGACGAGGAACGUUACGACGGAACGAAGCGAAACGCGAAGCGGGAGAACGACGCAGCCCGCGGAAGACGUCGGUGUCGCAACGACUGACGCUGUUGACGGGCCUCUUCUUCGCCGUCUCUUCGCCUUUCGUCUUCCGAACAGCCAGCGCCGCAAUUUGCAGCUGAGAUUUUUGGCAGAGCGUUUAGAGCAGAGCACAGUCAAAGCGCGGCGAGCGAACGAGCCAGUUGCAACGCUAGCAAAGGCGUUCGUAGACGAAAAGCAAGCUCUUCCAAGCUCUUCACAUCUCUAAGAGGGGUUGAAUGCUCUUUCUCGUAUCAAGAAUCGUUCGAGUGACAUGAUGGUUUACACGUGAAAAUUUUCAAUUCAAUUGGAAGAAUAUAAGUUUAUAUUCGUGUAGAAAUAUAAUAAACAAACUUUUUAUUAUUAUUUCUAAAUUAAAUCCGAUUUUUUAACAAGUGCGCUGAAAUUGAGAAACAGAAAGACCGGAAAGCCGGUGGGAAAUCAUCACCGGUGACAUGGCAUCCAAUCGCAGCGUGCUAGAUCGUCUAUCAUGCAGUCAGGUACUGAAUAUCAUGGUGAUUCUCGGCUUCAUGUUAAACUACAUGCUACGCAUGAAUCUAACGAUAGCGAUCGUUUCGAUGGUCAUAUCGAGCAAUAGCAGCGGUCAACAUUCGCAUUCCAACGGAUCGACGUUGGUGCCGGAUGAGUGCGGUGCCCAGGCGACGAUGAUGAACGACUUCACCCCGAUCGGCGACACCAGGACCCCGGCGAUCGGCGUCGACGUUAAUAGAGUCAACGAGUUGAACAACGACAGCACGCUCGCGGCGCUCCCACACUGGCACCGGGAAGAACGAGCCCAGACCAAGUAUCCGUGGAACGAAUAUGAGGUGAAUAUGAUUCUUGGCAGCUUCUUCUGGGGUUACAUCUGCACGGAGUUUCCCGGUGGCCGACUUGCCGAGAUAAUUGGCACCAAACGGGUCUUUGGCUACAGUAUGAUGGCGUCAAGCUUCGUCACUCUGCUGACACCACUGGCAGCCAGCUUGGGCUACACCAUGGUCGUCGCAUUAAGAGUCGUACUGGGAUUUAUGCUGGGUGCCACCUGGCCUGCCAUCCAGCCAAUGACUGCUCGAUGGAUUCCACCGACGGAGCGUAGCAAGUUCGUCUCUCACAUGAUGGCCUCGUCGCUCGGCGCCGCGAUAACUAUGCUGAUGUGCGGAUUCCUUAUCGCCUCGCUCGGCUGGGAGUCGGUAUUCUACGUGACUGGCGUGAUCGGGAUUAUCUGGAGCGUGGCGUGGUUCUGGCUGGUGUUCGACUCACCGUCGCAGCAUCCGCGCAUCAGUGCGGAGGAGCGGCACUUUAUCGAGAGCGCGAUUGGAACGACGACCACCACCAAGCAUCUGCCCAUACCAUGGCGCGCACUUAUCACCUCAGGACCCGUUUGGGCUAUCGUGAUAACGCACGCGUGUAGCGUCUUCGGUUACCAUACCAUUGUUAAUCAGCUUCCGACUUAUAUGAAGUACAUCUUGCACUUCAAUAUUAAAGAGAACGGCCUGUUAUCCUCGUUACCUUACUUAGGCAAGUACAUUUUUGCCUUAUCGAUGUCCAUCUUAGCCGAUUACCUGCUCCGCAAUAACAAGUUAUCGGUGACGGCAAUACGUAAAAUUUUUACGACGUUUGCUGUGCUAACACCCAGCAUGCUCAUGGUGAUGCAAGCGUACUACGGUUGCGAUCGCGCGGCGUCGGUCGCCGUGUUCACCGUCGCUUUAACGAUAAACGGCGGCAUAACUGCCGGUUAUCUCGGAAACGGUCUCGACAUCGCGCCCAAUUUCUCCGGGACCAUAUUCGGCAUCGCCAACACCUUCAGCUCGAUAGGCGGUUUCCUCAGCAGCUUCAUGGUCGGCAACAUCACGUACCACAAUCAGACCUACACGCAGUGGAGCAUCAUCUUCUGGAUCCUGGCGGCCGUCUACUUCACCGGCGCAGUGACAUUCGCCGUUUUCGGCACCGGCGAGUUACAAAGCUGGAACAAUCCGUCCGGCAGCCACACGAAAGAGAACGGCAUGACGGUGGAAGACGGCGCCGAAUCGGUUCCUCUCAAGAGCAAAACGAUUUCGUAGCAUUUUAAACGGAAACGCUUAGAUUCUGCUAAGAGAUUGACGAAGAGGGUGUCGAUUUAUUGCGACACGAUAAAUUCCAAACGGGACAGUAUUCGUUUUCAUUACCUUCGGAUUUUAGGACGAUGAGUCCCUCAGCUUGGCAGUAGUUUGCAAAACUUUCCUAUCUUUUAAUAGCCUAAUUUCUAACUUAGAGAUUCGAAAUGAGGCUUUUAAUUCUCAAAAUCGAUGUAAUUUAUUAUAAUUUAAUAUUUUACUUUUUUAAAUAGCGUUAAAAAGAAUUUUUUUGUAAUUGUAAAACCAAUUUUUUAAUCCUUAAAGACCACUAGGAGAUCCAUAUAUGGACCUAUUCAUAAAAGUGUAAUUUCGCGUGUACAUCUUCAAAAAUUGAUGUUUUUGAACAAUUUAAUAUUAAUAAUAAGCAAUUUUUUAAAUUCUAUUAUAUUCUUCAAUCUUUUCUACCCUAUUUAAUAUAUAAUUUUUUUAAAUUUAGUUGAUUAGAUCCAGAGUUAUACGCGAUCAAAGUUGCGAGGUCCAUAUACGGACGACAGUGUAGCCUCAAGUGGUUGAGACUUGAAAUGUAGCCUUUAAGGGUUAAUAGCUUUUAUCACAAUUGUAUAUGUAUAUCGAGUUAAAAUCGCUUCUUUAGUUUUGCCAAGUUUAGGAUUGAAUAAUAUAGAAUAAUUGAGUGCGUUUUUACACUCAUUUUCUAUUGAUAGUAUAAGUUCGUACAGUUACUGAAAGAGAAAAGAAAAGACACGCGACUAGAAGUAUCUAGUAGAAAAUUCAGUGUGUUCACUCGAUAUUAUAUAAAUAAAUAUACAAUUUUUAGCAAAUUUA
Temnothorax curvispinosus is the source of this 2957-nucleotide messenger RNA. Its product is annotated as putative inorganic phosphate cotransporter. Gene Ontology annotation, biological process: transmembrane transport; monoatomic anion transport. The record is from RefSeq and is a predicted model, not a curated record. Gene Ontology annotation, cellular component: plasma membrane. Lineage: Eukaryota; Metazoa; Arthropoda; Insecta; Hymenoptera; Formicidae. Gene Ontology annotation, molecular function: transmembrane transporter activity. The transcript has 8 exons. The coding region runs from base 519 to 2120 and encodes 533 amino acids.